UGCUGGUCUAAUUUUGUGCUGUACUAAAACCAGGACACUGUCCUCCAUUCACAAGGCGAAGGACGGUGAAGAUGACCUCACGCACAAGCACCAGCACCAGCACCAACACCAACAAGGGGUUGGCGAAGGAGAAGCAGGCAGUGCAGGUGUUGCGGGGCGAGCUACAGCACUUGCCUUCGGCCAGGAAAGUGUACACUGCCAAAGCCAGUGGCGGCAGUGUGUACUUCAAGUCGACUGCGGCAGACGCUCUGUCCAUGAAGCAAGAGGAGCUAAAUGACAAGGUGGCGGAGAUGCAUGAGCUGCGCUCAAAGUAUCCACAGUUGUUCACAGAAGGCCAGCCACAGUGACGGGGUGACACGGUCUAUCACAAGCAGCGCACGCAAACGGCUGCGGCUGCAAUCGGCAGCAGGGCAAGCAACAGUCAAGUAAUAUCGAUCAAACAAGAGAAAGCAGGUACAAAGGAAGCGGGAACAAGAGCACGCAGCACAGGGCGGGCGGAAGAACAGCAGGGCAAUGAACGAAGCAAUGGGCAAAGCACGUGCAAGCGAAGGCCAGCAGCACCGACACCAGCGUAGCGAUGUGAAAAUAAGAGCAGGCAAGUAAAAACGACGUGCGCCAAGGCAAAAGGAACACGCCUGGACACGAAGAAAGCAAAGAGCGGGACUCGACGCAAGUACGACGCAUCCCACAACGCAACGCGGCGCAAGAACAGGCCGAGGCCAGCAGCGGUACCACGUCAGCAGUUUGAUGAUGAAGAAGAUUGGCGAAUUGGUUGCGUGGGCGUGGGUGUGUGUUGCUUGGUUGGCGUGUUUGUGGAUGAAUUGGUGACGGUGGAGAGGGGCGUGCCCCUGUUCCCCUUGAAUGACCCGCGCUUCGGGCUCGAGUGGCAUUGGUGGCGUUGGCGUUGGUGGUGUCUGAGCUGCAUCUUCUUGUGCACGGCCAGUCGUGGCUUGUUGAUGGGCGUCGAUUGGCGGGAGAGCGGAGAUGAGGAGGCUGCUGGUGCUGGUGGCGGUGUGGCGUUGCUUGCCUCGCUGCUGUCUUGAUCGGUGUGCAGCCGCGUCAAGCACAUGCGGGGCGGCGAUUCUGCGUGUGUUUCUUGAAACAGCUGGUGUUGCGGUGUUGCGCGUGCCAUAUGCCCCUCCUUGUCUGUGCCUGCACCAUCCGUCACAUACUGCAGCUCCACCUCAACGGGCGACGUUGGCUGGCAAACAAUUAAAAACAAACAAACAACCACAACA
This is a messenger RNA of Salpingoeca rosetta, 1238 nucleotides long. RefSeq lists its product as uncharacterized. NCBI's taxonomy places the organism in Eukaryota, Choanoflagellata, Craspedida, Salpingoecidae. The record is from RefSeq and is a predicted model, not a curated record. The transcript has 3 exons. The coding region runs from base 72 to 347 and encodes 91 amino acids.